Heterocephalus glaber (naked mole-rat) is the source of this 2532-nucleotide messenger RNA. RefSeq names its product solute carrier family 22 member 11 (gene Slc22a11). Gene Ontology annotation, cellular component: membrane. Gene Ontology annotation, biological process: transmembrane transport. NCBI's taxonomy places the organism in Eukaryota, Metazoa, Chordata, Mammalia, Rodentia, Bathyergidae. The record is from RefSeq and is a predicted model, not a curated record. Gene Ontology annotation, molecular function: transmembrane transporter activity.
GACAUUUCACUGUUGGUGUGGCAAACCCAGAAGGAGGCUCAGUCCUCUGAGGUCCUGACUUGUUGUAGCUCAGACAUCCUGGGGAGGCCCAGGCAUAGUGAGUGCUCUGCCCCCUGAUAUCCCCUCCACAGUGUUGGGACAUCUGAAAAAUCCUUGCAGGAGACAGGCUGAAGGGAAAUUUUUUCAAACCAUCCCAGGACAGCUCUGGACUGUCAGGUGCUCACCGGCUAGGGCGAGGCAGUACAAAGGGUCUUAGUGGCCUUGGACUGAUUUUGCGACUGAUCCCAAGCAGCAGGUCGAGGUCUGGGCUUGCCGCUCGCUGACCACCAGGGCCAGAUCUGUGCAUGGCAUUUGAGGAGCUCCUGGAGCGAGCUGGGGGCAUGGGUCUCUUCCAGGUUCUGCAGGUUGCCACCCUCCUCCUCCCCACCAUCUUCACACCUUUUCAUAUGCUUCUGGAGAACUUCUCAGCCGCCAUCCCGGACCACCGCUGCUGGACCCACAUGCUGGACAAUGGCUCCGAGACCUCUGCAAACCUUACCUAUGAGGCCCUCCUGGCUGUAUCCAUCCCACCAGGCCCUGAUCAGCAGCCCCACCCAUGCCGCCGCUUCCGCCAGCCGCAGUGGCAGCUCCUGGACCCCAACACCACAGCCGCCAACUGGAGCGAGGCUGCCACGGAACCAUGCGUGGAUGGCUGGGUGUAUGACCACAGCACCUUCACUGCCACCGUGGUGACCAAGUGGAACCUGGUGUGUGACUCUCAGGGCCUGAAGCCCAUGGGGCAGUCUAUCUACAUGGCUGGCAUCCUUGUGGGGUCCUUCAUCUGGGGCCUCCUGUCCUACCGGCUCGGGCGGAAGCCAAUGCUGAGCUGGUGCUGCCUACAGGUGGCCGUGGCCGGAACCGGCACAACCUUUGCCCCAAAUUUCCUCAUCUACUGUGGCCUCCGGUUCCUGAGUGCCUUUGGGCUGGCUGGCAUCAUCCUGGUGUUGUCAACACUAAUAGCAGAGUGGACCACGACCCGCAGGAGGGCUGUCACCAUGAUGAUACUGGGAUGCACCUACAGCACAGGCCAGAUGGCCGUGGCAGGCCUGGCCUUCAUCCUGCGGGACUGGCAGGACCUCCAGCUGGCCACAUCCAUGCCCUUAUUGGCCUUCUCCUUGGUAUCUUGGUCAGUGAGGUUCGGAGCUUCCUCCAGGAGGUGGCUGCCAGAAUCUGCCAGAUGGCUGAUUAUUACAGGCCAACCAGACAGAGCACUUCAGGAACUCAAAAAGGUGGCCAGGAUAAAUGGCCACAAGGAAGCCAGAAAGACACUGACCAUAGAGGUGCUGAUGUCCAGCAUGAAGGAGGAGGCGGUCUCUGCAAGGGCGCACACGUCGGUGCUGGACCUGAUCCGCAUGCCCGCGCUCCGCAGGAGGAUCUGCACCAUGCUGGUGGUGAACUUCUCUGUGCAGUUGUCCUACUAUGGGCUGGUCCUGGACCUGCAGAGCCUGGGCAGGGACAUCUUCCUCCUGCAGGCCCUAUUCGGGGCCGUGGACUUCCUGGGCCGGGCCACCACUGUCCUCUUGUUCAGGUUCCUCGGCCGCCGCAUGACCCAGGCUGGCUCCCUGUCCCUGGCCGGCUUCUGCAUCCUGGCCAAUGCGCUGAUGCCUCAAGAUCUGCAGAGCUGGCGAGUGGCUUUUGCUGUCCUGGGGAAAGGAUGCUUUGGAAUCAGCCUGACCUGCCUCACCAUCUACAGGACAGAGCUCUUCCCCACUCCACUGCGGAUGACCGCAGAAGGCUUCUUGCAGUCAGUCGGCCGCCUGGGGGCAAUGAUGGGCCCCCUGAUCAGGAUGGCCCGCCAGGCCCUGCCCUUGCUGCCUCCGCUGUGCUACGGUAUCAUCCCUGUGGCUUCCAGCCUGGUUCUCCUGCUCUUCCUCCCAGAGACCCAGGAUCUUCCACUUCCUGACACCAUCUGGGACCUGCAGGGGCGGAGAUCAGAUGCAACUGGAGGCCACCGGCAAGAGGCAGUCAUUAUGGAAAGCACCUGGCUCUAGUUCUGCCUGCAUGGAGUCCCUUUGGUCAAAAACACCUGAGGAAGAAUUUGCCUCUUCUCCAAUCUGCAAACUGAGGCUUCCAGAGUAGUGGGGCCCCUGGGAGGGUAUGUGGGCAGGGAGUGGAACCCCACUUGGGUAAGGAUAACAAGAAUUGCCUUCACUCCCUCCUUACUGAAGGGACCUCUCUCACAUCCAAUGCCUACCAGAUUAAUUUUCCUCCACAUAGCUCCCAAAUACAUCUGUUUCUCCUUUGCUAUGGCUGCCACCUUGGUCCAUGCUAUCAUCAGGUAUGGUGCCCAAACUGGUUCCUGACACCUACACUGUCUUCUACACAACAGCUACCAUGUUUAUUUAGAAACUUAAUUCAAGCCAAAUCCCCUCCCUGCGUAAAACCUUCUAGGACUCAUAAUAAACAUCACUCUUCUUACCGAAAAGGGGCUGGGUCCAGUUGUGGGUCCCCAGCUUUCUUUGACAUAUAAUAAAUUUUAAAGGAUUCAAAUCA